AUGGAUGGGAAAAUCAGACAGAGCAGGAAAUCUCGGUCCCAAAGGGACCGCGUGAGGCGAAGGGAUCCAAAUGGCAGGGACCGCCCGAAUCAGAGCCCUUCCUCGGCAUCCGAGAGAGAGCACAGCCCGGGCAAGGAGAAUACCAGCCAGAAUUGCCCAAAUCCUAAGAGCCAGGCUUCUGCAGCCCGGAACGCCAGACCUCCGAGGCGGAGGAGGCGAGAAUCCAGCUCUCAGGAAGAGGAUUUAAUUGAUGGAUUUGCGAUCGCCAGCUUCAGCACGAUGGAAGCCUUGGAG
Messenger RNA from Podarcis lilfordi (Lilford's wall lizard), 294 nucleotides. The record is from the annotation of a GenBank genome assembly. NCBI's taxonomy places the organism in Eukaryota, Metazoa, Chordata, Lepidosauria, Squamata, Lacertidae.